AUUGGUUGGUGUUGAAUAUGAAUAUGAUCUGAUUUCUGAUGAUUGGUUGGAUAAGGUUUGACCAGGUUGCAUAUAAAGAGUAACAUAAUCUCUUUGUUUGGGGCUUGGAGACUUUUCUAUCUUUUCCAUUGAACCAACAGACUGUCGGGGUCUCAGAAAGAUGAAAGUCUGUGUUGUCCUUCUGCUGCUGCUGCUGCAGACGUGCUCAGUCUCCACUUAUCAAAACGUGGCCAUGCGUGGAAAAGCGACCCAGUCAGACCGUUAUGACCACGCUUUCUCAUCUGCCAGCAACGCUAUUGAUGGAAACCGUUAUAAUCACUUCCAAUCUGGAUCGUGCACCCACACUGAUGAAGAAAGCAACCCCUGGUGGAGAGUGGACCUGCUGGAGCCCUACGUCGUCACCUCCAUCAUCAUCUCCAACAGAGGAGACUGCUGUCAGCAGAGGCUUAGGGGGGCACAGGUCCACAUCGGCAACUCUUUAGACAACAAUGGUGCAACAAACCCAGUGGCUGGUACCAUUUCUAGAAUAGAUUCAAACAAUUUGGAAACUCUGACUUUCACUGAUCGUGUGGAGGGACGCUAUGUGACUGUGCGUAUACCGGGUGAUGGAAGGGUCCUUACCCUCUGUGAGGUGGAAGUCUACGGGUACCAUGCCCCAACUGGAGAGAACCUGGCACUCCAAGGAAAAGCCUCACAGUCAUCCCUGUAUAUGUUUGGCACUGCAUAUAAUGCCAUAGAUGGGAAUCCUGGCAGCAAGUGGGAGGACGGCUCCUGCACUCACACAAAAAACAACAUCAGCCCUUGGUGGCGAUUGGAUCUGCGCAGAACCCACAAAGUGUUUACUGUCAAGGUGACCAACCGAGAAGAAGACCCAGAACGACUCAAUGGAGCUGAGAUCCGCAUCGGAGACUCUGUUGAAAACUUUGGCAACAACAACUCCAGGUGUGCUGUGAUCACAAGUAUCCCUGCAGGUGGCGUCGGUGAGUUUGAUUGUAAGGGGAUGGACGGUCGCUUCGUCAACAUAGUCAUCCCAGGACGGGAUGAGUUCCUGAGUCUGUGUGAGGUGGAGGUGUACGGCUCUCGUCUGGAUUAAGUGAAGAACUGGAGAAGUUCACAAUGCAAAAGAAAACCAAAAAUCACUUCUUUCUAAAAUCAUCUCCUAGAAUGACAGUGAUUGCAUGUUGAGAAUGUUUAGAGCUCUACUUGCUUACAUAUUAUACUGUUUUGGUGCUUUUUUUGGUCACCACCUGGUCCAGGACAUAAUUCUAUGUUAUCAAUUCUGAUAUACAAUAAAAUCAUUAGAACAUUA
This is a messenger RNA of Trematomus bernacchii (emerald rockcod), 1309 nucleotides long. RefSeq names its product fucolectin-4-like. The transcript has 6 exons. The record is from RefSeq and is a predicted model, not a curated record. Bases 161 to 1093 code for a protein of 310 amino acids. Lineage: Eukaryota; Metazoa; Chordata; Actinopteri; Perciformes; Nototheniidae.